Molecule: messenger RNA, 3227 nt
Organism: Arabidopsis arenosa
Lineage: Eukaryota; Viridiplantae; Streptophyta; Magnoliopsida; Brassicales; Brassicaceae
Source: the annotation of a GenBank genome assembly
AUCGAAUCGAAAAUGUCUAGCCUGGUCGCGACAUUGCCUUCGCCGUCGUCAGCGCCGAGAUCCGCCUCAGACUUCUUCUCGGAUCCAUACGAAUCACAUCCUCCAUGGUUCAAGCCUUCCCUCUUCCUUUCCCCUAGCUUCGACUCCGAGUCCUACAUUUCAGAGCUCCGUACAUUCGUUCCCUUUGACACUCUCCGAUCCCAGCUCCGGUCACACCUUGCAUCCCUGAACCGCGAACUUGUUGAUCACAUCAAUCGAGACUACGCCGAUUUCGUGAAUUUGAGCACCAAGCUCGUGGAUAUCGAUGCAGCUGUAGUCCGCAUGCGCGUUCCUCUCCUUGAGCUCCGUGAGAAGAUCAAUGGAUUUCGUGGAUCUCUGGAGGUCGCGCUUUUCGCACUAAGGAAUGGAUUGCACCAACGUUCCGAUGCUGCUUCUGUCAGGGAGGUUCUCGAAUUGUUGCUCAACACUUUUCAUGUGGUCUCCAAGGUUGAGAAGCUUAUUAAAGUUCUACCAAGUACUCCUUCUGAUUGGCGAAACGAGGAUGAUAAUUCCUUGGGAAGGAGUUCUAUGAAUGUUGAAAUUCCGACGCAGCAAGAUGGUACAACCAUGAGAGAAACACAGAGCAUGCUUUUGGAAAGAAUAGCUAGUGAAAUGAAUCGUCUCAAGUUCUACAUGGCUCAUGCACAGAACCUGCCUUUCAUUGAGAAGAUGGAGAAGACUAUUCAGAGCGCUAGUGUGUUAUUGGAUGCUAGCCUGGGUCAUUGCUUCAUUGACGGGCUAAACAACAGCGACACAAGCGUCCUUUACAAUUGCCUACGUGCUUAUGCUGCUAUUGAUAACGCCAAGAAUGCAGAAGAAAUUUUUCGUACAACGAUUGUUGCUCCUUUUGUACAUAAGAUUAUUGCACAUGAAACAUCAGCUGAUGCUGCUGGAACAUCGGGAGAUGAACUUGAAAACGAUUACAAACAGAUCAAGCAUUUUAUUGCCAAGGACUGUAAAAUGCUGCUAGAAAUAUCUUCAACGGACAAAUCGGGUUUGCAUGUCUUCAACUUCAUAGCAAACUCUAUCCUGAAAGAAGUUCUUUCGGCAAUCCAGAGAGCCAAACCAGGAGCAUUUUCUCCUGGAAGGCCUACCGAGUUCUUGAAGAAUUACAAGGCAAGCUUGGAUUUCCUGGCACAUCUUGAAGGUUAUUGUCCGUCAAGGUCUGAUGUAACUAAGUUUCGAGCUCAAGCGAUAUGUACCGAAUUCAUGAAGCAAUGGAAUGUGGGAGUGUACUUUUCACUGAGGUUUCAGGAGAUAGCUGGAGGCUUGGAUUCUGCUCUUACUUCUGCUUCUCUUGUUUUCAUUCAGGAUUCUGACUUAGAUAAACCGAGCUCCCGCAACUUAAUGCUCAGACAGAGCGUUAGUCUUUUGGAGAGCUUGCAAUCAUGCUGGAAAGAAGAUGUUCUCGUUUUCUCUGCUGCUGACAAAUUUCUUCGCUUGACCUUGCAGCUUCUUUCGAGAUAUUGCAACUGGGUGUCAUCUGUGGUGAAUACUAGAAAGGGUAAUGCCAACCCGAGUCCUGGAUGUGAAUGGGCACUUUCAGCCACUCCAGAAGAUUUUGUAUAUAUUAUACAUGAUGUAAAUUGUCUAGUCUCAGAAGUUCGUGGCGAUUACGUUGGACAUAUAUCACACUAUUUAUCUUCAUGCUCCUCUGAAGUUCUGGAUGUGGUGAGGAAGAGUAUGUUACAGGGUGGAGAAUCAUUAGAGAACGUCCUACCUUUAGUUACCGAGACAAUAAUUGAAGUCAUUGUUGAUAAAUCUGUUGAGGACCUAAGGCAGCUGCGGGGAAUAAUCGCAACAUUUAUGAUGCCUAAUAAACCACUGCCUGUUAGGCACUCACCAUACGUCAUUGGACUAUUGCGUCCUCUAAAGGCCUUUUUGGAGGGAGAUAAGGCUAGGCAUUACUUGACCCAUGAAACAAGGGAGGAGUUAUUGCUUGGCACUGUCACUGAAAUUUCCAGGCGGUAUUAUGAAUUAGCUGCUGAACUUGUUAGCGAGGCGAGAAAAAGAGAGACAGUGCUUCAGAAACACCGACAAAAUGCACAGAAACGAGCAGGUGCAGCAUCAGGUGUAUCUGACCAGAAUGUAUCUGAAACAGACAAGAUGUGUAUGCAGUUGUUUCUUGAUCUUCAGGAGUAUGGCCGAAACAUUUCUGGGUUGGGGUUAGAUCCGGCAGAUAUCCCGCCUUAUUGUUCCCUCUGGCGAUGUGUUGCACCUGCGGAUAGGCAAAACACAAUUACUUUGGCUAUUCUUAUGAAAGAUGUGCAAAUCUGCAAUCUUGCAGCUCUAGAUGGCCUUGGUUCUCAUCUCUCUCUUGGAGGUCAGAAGCUCCCUGGUACAACAUUUCAUGCCAAAGUGAAGUCAGAUAAAAGAUCCGAGCUAAGCAUUGUGCUCCAUUUUUCAUCUCCUUCACAUGAGACAAAGUCUUUGCCUAUGGUGCCAAAUGAUUCCAUCAACAGAUUUGGCGACAUGUUCCUGCCAUGUCUUCGCACAUCAAAACAGACCACAUCCGGUUGGGCGGUGCACGAAACAAACCUUGUUCUGGAUGGGCACACACUGACUGAGAUCUCUGCCUUCUGCUCCAGACCAGAUGAUCUCACUGAAGAAACAAACACACUAGAGUAUUUUGCAUUGCUUGGACAUAUCUCCAUCAAGAAAAACAAGCUUUUUCCUCUGGCGUCAUCAUGGGUUAUCGAGGCUCAUCACGUAAAGUUUGUACCGGGUGGUUCUGGCUCCAAGACCUUAAGUUGUAAGAUAGAAUGGAGAUUGAAGCAUCCUGAAGAAGAUUCUGUCUUUACAAAGUACAAUGUGUAUGCAGAGAAUCUGAGUUCGAGUGAUUAUAGACCAAGGAAGGUUAUGAAAGAACCAAGAAGCGAGAAAGUGUUUCUUGGAACAGCUCAUGUUGAUGCUUAUUAUGUCUUUGAUAUGGUCGUUGGAUCAGAUGUUAAGGGAGUCCGAUUCGUGGUUCAAACCUGUGGUGAAGAUGGUUCAUGGCAGGAGUUGGAUGCAUCCCCUAACCUUGUGGUUGAAGUAGAACGUCUUGAGUUCAAAGCUUUGUUGUUGUGGGUUGAUUUGAGUUAUGGUUCAUUUCCGAACUUGCAAUUCCUGCGAUCUAAUAAGAGCAUUGAUGGUGGAAUCACAGACAAUGAAUUCUUUUACUAAAUUAAUGAAAUUUAUAAAAAUGA